Rhinopithecus roxellana (golden snub-nosed monkey) is the source of this 1018-nucleotide messenger RNA. It is a transcript of the gene BOLA2B, whose product is annotated as bolA family member 2B. Gene Ontology annotation, cellular component: cytosol; nucleus. The transcript has 3 exons. Gene Ontology annotation, molecular function: 2 iron, 2 sulfur cluster binding. NCBI's taxonomy places the organism in Eukaryota, Metazoa, Chordata, Mammalia, Primates, Cercopithecidae. The record is from RefSeq and is a predicted model, not a curated record. Gene Ontology annotation, biological process: intracellular iron ion homeostasis. Bases 517 to 975 code for a protein of 152 amino acids.
AGCUUUCCUCCCGGCGCAGAGGCCCUCCCUGUCUCACCAAGGCCCUCGCCCGCUGGUCCGCCAGGCCCCGCCUUUUUUGCGGCCCCCAUUGUGCUGCUGGACCCGACGAGCAGGGUUGACAGUAAACCCCACGUAGACGCGGCCCCGGUACCGGGGGUUCAGGCAGUAGAGCAGGUAGACGCCGAAGAAGCGCCCUGGCCUCGCGGUGACCCCCGCGGGACCCAUCGGGCCUUGUGGUUCGGGAACCGCAGCAGGGGGUUGAUUGCCGUGACCUAGGGUCCAGGGGAGGGGUGGAUCGCUAGGGUUGCAGGGUGCUUGCUUCGGAACAAGCUCUCGGGGACUAUCCGGGGGCAGCCUGGAGGCCGCCGUAGCGCGGGUACGUGCCCCUCUCCUAUCUGGAGGCGGGUGUAGAAGUCCGACAGCGGAAGCCAGACUGCUGUCCUGUCGGCGAGUGCCUACCAUUCAGCAUUGGCUCCGCCCGAGUCCCACCUUCCUCAGACUGUGACUGGCUGACAGAUGGCAAGCGCGAAAAGCCCGGACCGUUGGAAAGCCCGGCUGCUUGAGGGCGGAAGUGCUGCGUUGACGUACGCCUUAGUAAGGGCGGAAGUGAGUUUCCCAGCGGAAGUGGCUCCUGUAAGGCUGCAAGGCAGCGUGGCCGGCGUCGGAGCAGGGGUUGUGUCCCCGCUGGGCUGCCGUCCCAGCUGGACUACCGCCAUGGAACUCAGCGCCGAAUACCUCCGGGAGAAGCUGCAACGGGACCUGGAGGCGGAGCAUGUGGAGGUGGAGGACACGACCCUCAACCGUUGCGCCUGUAGCUUCCGAGUCCUGGUAGUGUCGGCCAAGUUCGAGGGGAAACCGCUGCUUCAGAGACACAGGCUGGUAAACGCGUGCCUAGCAGAAGAACUCCCGCACAUCCAUGCCUUUGAACAGAAAACCCUGACCCCAGAGCAGUGGGCACGUGAGCGACAGAAAUGAGGGACUGGGAUCUGCACAGCCAUUAAAUUAUAAAUCUGGACCA